Cuscuta epithymum is the source of this 1644-nucleotide messenger RNA. Lineage: Eukaryota; Viridiplantae; Streptophyta; Magnoliopsida; Solanales; Convolvulaceae. The record is from the annotation of a GenBank genome assembly.
GAAUGGUCUUUCGAUCAACACAUCUCAGUCAGAAGUUGCAGUUAAAAGUUUCUGCUGGUAACCUGGAGGAGUUGGCUCCCAUUAUGGAUCAGUGUUUGAGGGCUGCAAUUGAGAGGAAUGUCUCUGAGUUAGUGAUUGAGAUGAAUUUUAGGCCAACAACUUACUAUAAUAUUCCGAAGGAAGUAUUUGUCUCUAAUUCACUAAAGGUCUUAGAGCUUCAUGGCUGUAAGUUUGAGGAUAGUUUUUCCUGCACUAAUCUUCCACAUCUACAAAAGCUCAGAACCGUGCGGUGCCUGUUUGCUGGUGAGAACGUCUUAUCCAAGAUUUUAUGUGGCUGUCCUGAGUUGGAGUAUCUGGAAGUUUUGAUUUCUGAGGGCAUGAGAAGUUCUAUCUCGGUUUCAUGUAAACCUAGAUUGAAAUAUUUUUAUAUCGGGUGUCGCCACGAGCUCAAGAGGAUUGAGAUCUUUGUGCCCAGUCUUGAAACGUUAAAAUGUUAUUUUGCGUAUUCAUGUUCGAUUGACUUGGCUAGUUGCACUCUUCUCAAACAUUUGGAAAUAAACCACGCUAUCCUCUCUUCUGAUUACGUCCCCAUUCAGUAUCUUUUAUCUAACCUUCUCCAAAUUGAAGAAUUGCAUUUGUCUAACUGUAAAUCAGCUGACAAAAUUCAAAUAGCAAGUUCAUGCCUCAAGAGACUUGUCAUUACCGAGUCACACAAAAACUUUCCUGGUGCUGAACUUGACAUCCCAAAUUUACUUAGUUUAGACUUCUUUUCUAUGGGUGAAUGUAAUACAAAUAACCGGUUCAGUUCUUGGAAUGUUCCCAAGGUAGAAGAAAUUCACAUGGCGUUUUCUGUUAAAAGCUUUCAGAGUGCUUGCAGGGGUGGACUGAAGGGGUUCCUUAUGCAGUUACAAAAUUAUGAAGAUGUGAAAUUGAUUAUACAGUGCAGAGGUGAACAGGAUCUAAUUAUGCAUGAGAAACUGCACGCAGUUUCCUUUUCUUCUCUGAAUAAAUUCUUAAAAAAGGCAAAGCCAGAAUUUUUGCUCAUAUCAUCCAGAAGAGAUGAUUCGUUCUUGGCACGUAUUUUGGUUUCUAGAGAAGACACUAUUAGUCUAUCCAUGAUAUUUUCUUCUCGCAGAAGCAUAGAGUUGCUGCACGAGAAACUGUGCAAUGAAUCAUUUCUGAAGCGUUAGUAUAGGGAAUUUGAGCUGAUUUUUAUCGAGGACAUAGAGCAUGAAGUGGACUCUGAUGUGAAACACUUCAUGAAGACCCAAUCAACAGGUUACCACACUGCUAGAAUAAUCUUCAUCAAGAAGAGUUUGAUGGAAAUGAUCUGUUCAAUGUAGCAUGUGUUUGAAAAGCGCUAGGUGGUGGCCCCUGGCCGGGCAUAAUCAGGCCUACAUGGGCCUAGAACAAGAAAAAACCUCUAGUGCAGCAUGCUGCAUUGCUGUUUAUAUUGACAUCAAUCAGAUGAUACUGCUGUCUGUAACUCUGGGCUCUUGCAAUGACAAUCCAUUCUAAAAGGCGUUUAGAUUUUUUACAUUCUCUCCAAGUCGUUAGUUUUUUUAUGACAUAUGUCCUCUGAGGCCUUGGUCCUUUUCUAGAACAAUUUGCAUCUUGGUUUUACAUUAUCAAUCUUGUCAGGAG